This is a messenger RNA of Pleuronectes platessa (European plaice), 6692 nucleotides long. Its product is annotated as protein sprouty homolog 3. The coding region runs from base 975 to 1871 and encodes 298 amino acids. The transcript has 2 exons. Gene Ontology annotation, biological process: negative regulation of Ras protein signal transduction; negative regulation of MAP kinase activity; animal organ development. The record is from RefSeq and is a predicted model, not a curated record. Gene Ontology annotation, cellular component: cytosol; membrane. Lineage: Eukaryota; Metazoa; Chordata; Actinopteri; Pleuronectiformes; Pleuronectidae.
GUGUGGGUGUGUGUGUGUGUCAGGGAGAGAGAGAGUGCAUCCAGCUCUCAGUCAUUCAUCCCUCGGGGAGAGGAGAGGAAACUACAACAGGACGAGAGGAGAAAAGAAAAAAGAGGAAGAUCUUUUACAAAGUUCUGUGUUAAAUCUGCGACUGAGGAACUUUGACCUCCGGCUGCAGAUCUCCUCUUCAUCCUCCUGUCUUUGUCACAUCCUGCUGUAAGUGGUUCACAUCCCUCGCCUCUUCUGCUGGGUGAAGAUAAUUCCACGUCCCUCCCCUGCAGCCGAGGACAUUUUUCAGAAGAUAUUCUCCAAACGCCAGAAGGAUCUAAAUCAGAGGCAUCAGUUUUCAGCCUGAAUGGUUCCACAGCUCGGACAGAGAGCGUGGAGCCUUUUCGAUGCAGCGUCUUUAAAGAGGACUGUCCAGUUUUUCUUUUCUUUUUUCUUUUGACCUCAGGAGGACGCACUGGGACCGGAGCGCUCCUGGAAGAUCUCCGGGAAGAGGAGGAGGAAGAAGAGGAGGAGGAGGAGGAGGGUGCAUCGAGCUGAGAGGGAGCAUCCUCCCAGCCUGAUCCGUCCUUACACUCACACACCCUCAGCAGCACAUUACUCCUGUAAUCCUAUUAAAUAUCGAGUAUUUCAGCAGAACAAACUGCAUUAUCACAAAGUAAGAUCUAAAAGCAAGAUUGUGAAACUCACAGAAGUUCAACAAGGACAGACACAUUCAUCACAGACGUGUUAUAAGUUGUUAAACGGACAUUAAAGGUAUUUUAUAGGAAUAUUCUACGCACACAGACACACAAACACACACCAAGGACAUCCCGAUAAGCCGCCGCAGCAUGGAUCUCCCACCAGUCAGAGGUUUAUCUGAUGUGCCGUGAGUGUUGGGAGCACCGUGCCCCAGCCCCGGCCUGCAGCCCUGGUGCCACCCGGCCCGGCUCAGGCUCACCAAGAGGGACCCUGCUCAUUCCUUCAGGAUGGAGCUGGAUGGGCUGGACCUCCAGCAGGUCCCAGUGCUGUCCCUCGACCAGAUUCGUGCCAUCCGGGCCAACAAUGACUAUGUGGAGAGGCCUGUGGCGCUCGAACCGGCUACCCAGACCGGAUUUUUUUAUGCCCAUGAAGACCGUUACCCUCAUGGAGUAUACACGCAUCACCCCCAGCACUCCUUCCACUCUGCCCUCCCCCGCAGCCAAAGUCAGCAGCAGCACGCUCACCUGUCCCACCUGAGCCGUUCCAGUACCAUAAGCUCUUCCAUUUCUCGGACCAGUGCCACGUCAGACCAGCGGCUACUGGCAGGUUUGACGCCGUCUCACUCUGGGUUAGGCUCAGUGGUCCGCUCUCAACCCAAAGGAGAACUCAAACCCGAUACUUCCUUUGGUAAAGGCCUAACGGAGGACGAGGCCGAGCUCGGCCUUCAUCAGUUCAUCUGCGAGCGCUGUGGUCGCUGCAAGUGCCAAGAGUGCUGCGCCCCCCGCCGCCUGCCUUCCUGCUGGGCCUGUGGACAGCGCUGCCUGUGCUCUGCUGAGAGCGCUGUGGAGUAUGUCACCUGCUUGUGUUGCGUUAAAGGUUUGUUCUACCACUGCUCCGCCCAGGAUGAUGAGGAUAACUGCGCUGACCGGCCCUGCUCUUGUACGGCAGCCCAUGCCUGUGCCCGCUGGGGCACAAUGGGGCUGCUGACGCUCUGCCUUCCCUGCCUCUGCUGCUAUUACCCCGCCAGGCUGUGCCUUGCCCUGUGCCAGCGUGCCCACGACCGGGCCACGCGCCCCGGCUGCAGGUGCAGCAACACCAACACUGUGUGCCGCAAGAUUUCUGCCUCUAACCCCAACUCUGGUCACCCCUCGCUCCGCAGCAAAGCACUGGAGAAGCCAUUAUGACAGGCUUGGAUGGGGACCAGGUAAAUCCGCUUCUCCUCAGCCGUGGCCAAAGCAACGCUGUCGCCAAUCAACAGUGCCACAGCUGACAUUGUGACGACAAUGCCAUUGUGACCUACCUACCUAGAUAUGACAAGCCAACUAACCAAUCAACCGUGAAGUGUUGUUCACCUAAUGUACCUUGAAUUUACUUAUUCUCCACCUCAGGAGGGACCAAAGCUUUACUGUGCCUGUUCAUAUUGGAGACUUCAAGCCGAAAAAAACUAGAACUCGCCCUGGAGGAGGAAGCUGUCGUGCUUUGCUGCACCGCCCGUCAACCUGAACCGGGGCUUCCAGACAGAAUCCACCUCUCUCUGCAUUCUGCGGGGCGUAACGUCUUCAAAUCUAUUUAUUUAAUGUUGCACCUCUGUCCUGCUCACCCUUUGCAAAGACAACGCAGAGAGACAAGUGAGGCAACAAGUCAGGAUGGAGAGAUGCCGGGGGUGGUGUGCACGGUCUAUGCCGACAGUUUCUGUCCUCUUGAAUCGGAACAAGCGUCAGAGACGGAGACAUUCCAACGACUCCACGAAGGCUGAAGUCCAAUGAAUGAAGACACCGACGUGGUGCUGCAGAGAAAGUCUGACUGGGACUGUGAGCAAAGCACCGAGGUAUGAAGUGGGAACAAAGACACUUGCAACAACAGUCUGACACCAAAAAGGGACCAUGCACUGUACGGACUGUGUGAACGUCAAUGCUAUUAAGCUCAUUUGUAAAGGAAACGCACUGUGAGGUAGAUGGACAUGUUUUCCUCAAAAGCCAAGGAGCUGAAUGGGGAUUAUUUAACUGAAGGGAGGGUGCAUCCAUUGUGACGAGGCAGCGUGAGUGUGUGUGUGUGUCUAUGUGUGUGUCCUCCUCCUGUACAACAAGCUGUGUAUUGUAGAGCCUGUGUGUAUGUUGUGUUGUCAGCAGAAGAAGCCUCCCUUGUUGUAUUUUUAGCAGUGUCGCUUCAGUGGAGCUCUCUGGGUCUGGUUGGGUUUCCUCCUGAAGUCAGUCUGUCGCCAGCCUCCCUCCUCUGACCGACCUCCUGCGCAGCCCCCCCCCCUCCCCCAUCUCCAUCCCUCUCUCCUCCUCUUCCUCCAGCCCACCUAAUCUUCUCCCCUGUUAUCCUCCCAUUGUCAAAUCCAACUCCCCAUCUCACUCUCGUUCAGGUCCAUUAGCAUCUUCGUCUGGACUCAAGGUCGAAAAACACCGGUUUCUGUUUCUCGAUUCACGUUAACACCGACUGAACCGUCAUGGAGGCACAGUGCACCGAUGUUUUCAGGGUCAGUAACUCAAAAUUAGAUUUGACUUAAACACAUUUAACAGAGAAGGUAACCUGAUGUUUUGGAGAACUGAGAUUCCGAGUUAAGCCGACCGACUCGAGGCGUGUUAUUCCCACACAGCCACUAUUUCCCCUCCUGCUCCGUCCGUCUCUCCUCUUACGCUCAGAGGGCUAAAAGCCUCCAGCUCCUGGUCCACCGAGAGUUGAUCAAACAGGCAAUUAGCUCCAUGAUAGCUCUUAAUGGGCCGCAGAAGAAUGGAGCAUGUGGGAGGGAGGGAAGACAGGAAGGAGCGGGGCGGUGGUGUUUGGCAGAUGGGGAGAGAGAGGGAUGCUGGGAGGAGGAGGAGAGACGAGAAGUCGGAUGAAAGGAGCGAGACGGAGUCGACGCCGCUGGGAAGUCCGAUGGAGAACGAGUGUGUUUGACACAAUGAGGAAUGUGUGUGUGUGACGACCGUCGUGGCAUUUACGCAACUUCGUCAGAACUUCAGGUGAACGGCAAAGUGCAACAUUAGCACUUUGCCAGGAAGGAAGGCUUCAGAGCUGUUAUAACACACACACACACACACACACACACACACACACACACACACACACACACACAGACACACGGACACACACACAGCGUCAGGCGGGUGCAUGUGUGUGUAUGUAUGUGUGUGUGGAUUUGGAUGCAUGUGGGCUUUUCUGUGUGUGUGCACGUGUGACAGGAUGAGUCACGCAAGCACAGACACGGACACACACUGACCUGAUUUGUUCAAAGUUACUUUGCUAUAUUUUUAUAUGUAAAUAUUGGCUAUUAACUGUAUAACUAUUUUUAUUCUGCUUUCCUUUGUUCCCAUGAGAUUGAUAUUAUUACGGCUGUUUUCCAUUAGCGUGAAUAUUAUAUUUACCGUUGACUCGCGAUCAAUUCAGGAACUUUUGGGGCAACUCAGAAAACUUUGAACAAGGACUUAGGAGAAAAGCCAUGACCACGCCCCUUAUUGUACAGACACUCAGUGUCAUCACUUGGUUUAAACACGUUUCAGACCAAAUAUAUGUUUUUAUCAUCAGGUACCAAAACCUCUGAAGCUGCUCAGACAUCAAUCAAGUGAAUUCUGGAUCUUUCAUCUGGUUUAAAAAAACAAAAUCUGGAUUUGUCCAACAAUUCUCAGGUGUGUAACACAAGUGCAGCUGAGGUCAUUACACACAGAGGGAAGUUGGAUUUCCACGUCUGCUGCAUCGGACGGUUUGAUACGAGUUGAAACAAAGGGCUUGUUAUGCCCUGAAAACAAAGUUCAGGUCAGAUCGUUUAAAAGCAUCUGAAGAGGCUGCAUCACACAAGUUGUGUAGCUGUGAAUGUCGACAAAGACAGAAUCCAAAAUGUCCCCAGUUGCGUGAUUCUUGGGACAUUUCUCUCCAUUUCUCCCCACGGUACAAAAGUGAAGCCAUCUUGUGCUUUUCGACGUCAUUUGGAUUCAGAGUCUGUGCAGCAGUGAUCGUUUCAAGGUCAGGCUCAGCUGUCAAUCAGAAUGUCACGACCAAUCAAAACUCAUCAUGGAAAUGAAAAUUACACUUUAACAAACGUCAGUGGAGAAGAACCUGAAAUGACUUUCAAGUUGGUCCAUGUCCCAGAUUCCAAUAUGGAGGGGGAGGGUUUCAGACCUAUUCAGAGAGAGGGGCGUGUUUUAAAAGUACAAUCAUUUGACGAAGAUUAUAAAUGAUGCAUUAGUCAAACUUCUCCAGAUGAUCAAAAGUUUGUGAUUCAUUAUGUCAAAGCGGAAACAGUUUUAUUAUUUUAAAUCAAGCAUUGUAACGUUUUAUUUGAUUUCUUUGUGCUGCUGCUCUUUGGUUUCACGAUGUGUAAAUGUUGCCCCAAAUGUUUCUGUGCUCAACUCUGUUUUCAUUUUGUUUUACUAGCGUUGCAACUUUAAUCCACUUUGAGUCUUACCUGUGACUUUAUAGUUAUCGUUACUAAUAAGAAGUAUUGGCAAUCCAAAAUCCGUGUCUAUGUAAUUGAGGAUUAUUCAUCCGGCCCGUCCACAGUGAUGCAGACAAGUGUGAAAACUUUCUCUCAGCUUUUCAUCCGCACGUCAAAACCACAACAAAAUGUUUUUUUUAUACACAUGGAGAAACUGAGCUUUUUAAAGAAGAUGCUAACGUUGCCCGUCAAGGUCAUGUACGAUAACUCGCAGGCACAUUCUAUACUGCAUGCACGCUCUGUGAAUGACAACGCUUCAAAAACAGCAGGAAACCAAUGGCGGCCGUGAGCAGAACAACAGAUCAUCAUCUGCAUAUAACUUUAAUAUGGUUUAAUUAUUGUGGUGUUUAUAAGACAACGACGUGGAGAAGAAAGUUUUUUAUACUUAACAUCAUGACUGUGGGCGUGGCCUUUGAUUGGCUCCUCCCAGACGUCUCCUCUUCGUUGAUUGGAUGGGUUCAGUCGGAUCUUGGUGCUCGGGGGGGCAACAUGAGGAACAUUACGAACCCGGGGCGAAGACGUUGAAUAUUUUUUAAACCGGUUCAUCUGUUUUCAGAGCGACUUUAAAUAAACGUUGAAAGUCGCAGCUUGAUCGUAAACACGUCAGUAUGGAAUGUUUUCUACGUGCUGCAGAUACGCAGAGGGACUCGUGCAGUGCAUUGUGGGGCACAUGUCAAACAAACUUCCAAAAUCAACUCCCGUGUUUCAAUCAUCUUCUAAAGAGUUUUUUCAGUUUUACGUUUAACCAAAUUGUUUAAAUAUCUUAUAGUCUCAUAAUUUGUUUUAUUUAAUAUUAACGAAUGAAGCACAAGCAAAUGUGUUUUUGCUGAAAUGCGAGUUACACUGCAAACAAAACAUCAACAUUCUUUUAAGAAACAAACUCAUCUUAACAAGAUUUAAGGGGGAAAUGAUGACUUGUUAUUACAAAAUGUGUAAUUUAAGGGUUGUUUUGAGGACUUUUGUCAAAAUUCAAGAUAUUACCCGUGGCAGUGAUAGAGGGGGGUGCAACUUCCACACCUCACCUCCGCUGACCGAGAUAUCCGAGUAUCUGUACGUACACAUGAAUCACUCCGAUAUGUAACUUCUCUAAAUUCCCCAGAUGUUCCCAGCGUUGCUCAGGAACCCGUCCGGUGCUGUAACACUUCACAUCUCCUCUCGUGUCUUAGCGUCGCUUUUGGUACAAAUUGGCAUCGUGUCUGUCGUCAGAGAAUUUAAGGGAGAGUAUAUGGAACAAAUAUAUAUAGAAAAAAAAUAACUAUCUAAAAUGAAUAUAUUAUAUAUGGAACAAUAUGCAUUUCACACUUUCUGUUUCAUCGCUGAUAUUUGCUUCGUUGAUAUUUAUUUGAACGGUAACAACAAUGGCGGGGAACACGAAUCAUGGAGGAGGAGGACGUGGACGAGUGGAGUAUUUAUUUUACAGUGGUCGGAGGAAAUGAAGAGUGCCGACCUCGUUGUUGUUGUUGUUGUUUGUCUUUUGGUUUUGUUUCUUCCUCUCAGUGUGGAGCGGCUGCUGCUGCCCUCCUGGCUAAAGACCAACCAAUAAAAAGGAAUUUCCAAACGGAGCAAA